Molecule: messenger RNA, 2800 nt
Organism: Sorghum bicolor (sorghum)
Lineage: Eukaryota; Viridiplantae; Streptophyta; Magnoliopsida; Poales; Poaceae
Product: protein FAR1-RELATED SEQUENCE 11
Exons: 6
Coding region: 58-2469 (803 amino acids)
Biological process (GO): regulation of DNA-templated transcription
Molecular function (GO): zinc ion binding
Source: RefSeq, a predicted model, not a curated record
GAUGGAGAUGACCGUGUGUGAGUAGAUUGCGGCAAGGCCACCUCUGUGACUUCCGCCAUGACUGCAGGGGAUCAAUCAUGCAAGCAGACUGCUGCUGAUUCGUCCACGCUCUGCAGCUCACAAUUCACUCAAUCGAUGGCUAAUCAGGUACCUAACCCAAUGUCUCAGGGUCCAUUACCUUCAGGUAAUGAGAUCUGUGCAGAUCGGCCUUCGUUUAUUCACUCCAAUCCUGUCUCUACUGGUCCGAUUCCUCUUAGGAGGAAACGAGGGAAGCAUGGCCCUGAAGCAAGGAUUGCUCCUUUGGAGGAAAAUCCUGUUACGCAGGCAAUGAAGUCCUAUAUCAAUCGACUCGGUGAACCUGUUUUCUUGCCUGCUGUUGGAAUGGAGUUCAACUCAGCCAAAGAAGCUAAGGAUUUCUACAAUUUAUAUUCAUGGGAAAUUGGUUUUGGCAUCAGAAAAGGAAGAAAUAGAACCAACGAAAAUAACUACAUGACAAGGCAAGACCUUGUCUGUUCUUGUGAGGGACUUCCUACCAACAUCAAUGCUUCAUCCUGUAGGACUGGAUGCAAAGCUAUGAUCAGGCUUCAUCGCAGCAGUGAUCAUGGAUGGGUCAUUAGCCGUGUUGAGACCAAGCAUAACCAUCCCCUGUCUGCCACAUACGGGGAGAACAAACAAUGGCCUUCUCAUAGCGAGAUUGAUCCAAUGACCAAGGAUUUUGUUCAAAAGCUCCGUGAGAAUAAUAUACCUAUAGGCCGGGUUUGCAGCAUACUAGGUGUCCAUGGCUGUCAAGCAGUCCAGCCAAUCAGAAGGGAGGCUGUGAGAUCUUUGUGUGCUAGAUUAGCGCAGGAAAAUAUAAAGGAUGACAUAGGGAAGACUGUGAAGUUGCUUCAAGAGAUGAAGCGCUCCGAUGUUGGUAUGGACAUAACUUUUGCUGUUGAUGAUGAUGGCAAGAUUACAUCCUUGUUGUGGUGCACUGGCAAGAAUAGGUCUGACUAUGCCAAGUUCGGUGAUGUGGUGACGUUUGAUACAACAUAUCGUACAAAUCUGUACAACUUGCCGUUUGGUCUAUUUGUUGGAGUUAAUAACCACUUUCAAUCCAUUGUUUUUGGCGGGGUUUUAUUGACUUCUGAGAGGAUUGAAGACUUUGAGUGGUGUUUCAACAAUUUUGUAGAGAUAAUGGGUGGUAAGGCCCCGACGACAAUUCUCACAGAUCAAUGCCAAGCUAUGGCUUCCGCUAUAAAGUCCACCUUGAAGAACACCAGACACCGGUGGUGUCGGUGGCAUGUUCUUAGGAAAACCAAGCAAAAAGUUGGGCCGCCGUACAGCAAGCAUAGCAAUUUUAAGAAAGAGUUCAAUAAACUUGUCACCGAAGAAACAAUGGUCAAUAGGUUUGAAAGGAAGUGGAGGCAGCUAAUCCGGAAGUACAAUCUUGAAAAUAACCAAUUCCUGCAAAGAUUGUAUAAGUACAGGUCAAAGUGGGCGAAGCCCUACUUUAUGGAUAUUUUCUGUGCUGGCAUGACUAGUACCCAACGAAGUGAGAGUGCCAAUCAUAUGCUAAAGCAAUUUAUUCAGAGAUCUGCACCGAUGCAUAUGUUUGUACGAAAGUUUAAUGAAUUUCAAAUGGACCGAAAUGAUCAAGAAGGAAAGGAAGUGCAUCUCACAAAACAGAUGCGUAGGAAGCGUCGUGUCGGCGUGCCCAUUGAGCGACAUGCUGAGUCUAUAUACACCAGGAGGAUGUAUGAUAAGUUCUACAAUGAGCUAUAUUCAUCAGGCGGAUACGUCAUCAAAAGCAAGGACAAUGAUGGCAAUUUUGAAGUUGCUCAUUCAUACACUGAUGGCAAUCCAGAUCAAGUGUGUUAUAAGGUCCGCUAUGAUGGUGGUGACAACGUUUAUUGUCAGUGUGGUCUGUAUGAGCACAUGGGAAUGCUUUGUCGGCAUUCGUUAAAGGUACUAGUACACCUCGAUGUUAAGGAGGUACCCAGCGGAAAUAUCAUGCCUAGGUGGCUGAAGAAUGAUCCUGAACCUGAGACAUCUAUAUCUGCAACUAGAAGACCCGAUAUUUCUGGUGCAUCUGUUAAUGUGUUGAAGAAAAGGGCUCUACUAAAUUGCAUUCUUCAGGUGGCUUAUGGACCCGACGACAUAAGUGAUGAAGCAUUCACACAAGCAAUGUCAGUAGUGGAUUCCUUGGUGGUGCGCACAACCAGCAGUUCUACUGCUACCUUACAGUCACCCAUAACUGAUAAUAACACAAAUUAUAAGCAGUCAGUUGCACCACCUAGUGUGCCAAUGCCGAAAUCUAGCUCUACAAUUCGUUGCCCAGAUAGGCCUAUUAACACUGGAAGACCUCCUCACUCCACGUUGAAAUCAUGGAAGGAUCAGCAGAAGCGGGCGCGUUGUGCCAGCACCGAUGAAGAGAACCCAAGGGAAGCGAAGACACGCCGUAUUGUUGAUGUCAUGGCAUUCGAGUAGACACCUGUCGGUUCCAGCUACUUUGAUCUUCAGCAGUUUCCACACUUUUGUUAUAUUUUGAUUCCAUUAGGUGUAUCACGGACGCAGUACCUACUUUCUUCCCUUCGAUCUGAACUUCGUCGAUGUAAAUAUCAGUAUGUUAUUAUGGAUCUGAACCUGUGCUUUGAUUAACUUUUCAUUUAUAUUUGCAUUUUGCUACAUACUCUGUUUAGGAAAACAUGAGUUCAUUUAUAUUUAUUUAUUUAUUUAUCUCGAAGAGAGACUCCAUGUCUGUGUGCUGCCACAGCUGUGCUGUUUUUUUUCCUCACAAGAGGUCUCUCAGAUGCAUUCU